Messenger RNA from Echinostoma caproni, 717 nucleotides. The record is from the annotation of a GenBank genome assembly. NCBI's taxonomy places the organism in Eukaryota, Metazoa, Platyhelminthes, Trematoda, Plagiorchiida, Echinostomatidae.
AUGCUGUCGAGCUUCCUCUUGAACAUAUCAUUAACCUCGUCCAUCGCAUCGGCCGGGAGUUCCAUAGUGGCGGCUCGUUGGACCUUCUCCAGCUUCACAAUUUCGGAAGUUGUACAAGGAUAUAAUGCUGCGCUCGCGAACUCCAAGCGAGGUCUGACAUGGGAGGUGUACAGCGCCCUGGAACCACCGUAUGAAAGCUUGGAAAAGGAACGGCGAAUGGCUCCAAGGAUUCUCCAACUCAAGGCGCAGGCUUUGUCUGUUUGCUCCCUGGUUUUAAGGACGUGGAAACCAACACCCCGAGAUUCCGUUCGCAUGCGGAUGCCAGUAACACGUUCUGCCAAUAAAGAAAACGAUAUCAGCAAAGCUCAAUGUUGUUCAACUUUGAAGCUGCUCAUUACCUCCGGACAUGUUCGCCUAUAUACAUGGCAGACAGGUCAUGCUGCCGAUCAAUGGGGCCCCGACGACGAUUGGGUUCUAGAUUUACUGGCACAGGAACAGGCGCUACAACAAAGUCAGUGCAACGAGGCGGAGGUGAUCUUGUCCUUAGAUGUACCGCAGUCGAUAGAUUCAGAUACGAAUGAGGUACGUUUAAUGUUUGAGACUCAGUUCAGUUCAGUCCCUACAACCAUUAACCAUGCACUUUCGUGCGCCGGUUUUGGUUGCCGUCUUUUGGUCGCCCAUUUGGAUGAAAGAGCAGAGUGCAAAUGGGAAUGUUGA